AUGAGCGAGCUGAUUCAUAUCAAGUCUUCUCUUGUGGACGAGGAAGAUUUCUCUAAGGACAAUGAACAAGUGUCAAGCAGAAUGUUACCCUAUUCACUGCCAGUGGCGCUUCCUUUAAAGAUGAACAACAAGAGGAACAAUGCAAAACCAAUGAGACGAUACGGCGAACACGAAGAGGAGAAGGGGGGCAAUUCAAAAAUUUCGAAAAUAUUCCAGCUGGCGGUUACAGCGCUCUCGUUCCUCGCGUUCGGCGGCUAUCUGCUCACGCUUAUAAUAAUGUCUAUUCGCCGAAACACGCCGCAGCCGAAUAAUGGCCUGAUCGUCUUAUCAAAUGUACAAGGACUGCAAAACUACCUCAGACCAAAACGGAACGUCUUCGAUCCUGCGGAGAACGAUUUUGAGACCGAGAGGCUGUACCAGGGAAUGAUCAUGCUGUCGAAGUCUUAUGCAAAUUACGAGGCUAGGAAGUAAAUGUUUAAAGUGACAUUAUAUUUUAACAGAAUCAAAUUUAGUGAAAACUAUUAAGGUGAAAGGGGUUUAAAAAUAUUGCAAUUUUUCAUUUGUAAAGUAGUCGUUUGAUAGGAAAAGUCGUGAUAUAAAAUUAAUUUAAUAAUAUUAUGAUUAUUAAUAUAAUAUGUUGCAUCGCAGUGCAAUUGAAUAGGAAUUCAGCUUGGAUCCGGAGGAAAAUUGUAUAAAACCACAGUAUUCCUUCUUUUUUAUAUUCAUUCUGUUUCGGAAGAGGAAGAUAAUCGCCGGAACUGUAAAUCCAAGAUCUCAUAAUGAACGCGAGGAACACCUUACGAUGCUGAUCGACUCAAUUAAAGGUUCGAUUAUCACGAUCCAGCGGACUCACGAAAAUCCUAAAACCUAAUAAAAUCGAAUAGAGGAUCACGGUGUGUACAUAUCCCGAAGAAUAUUCUUGGCGUGUGGGUAGAGAGGCUGCUUCAAACAUGGCUCUUCAAAUAAACACCUAAGUGACUGUAUACUCCGAAAGUCUGCAUGCAAAGAUAACCAUAUGGCUCCCAGAGAUAUCAUCGGCCAUACGUCUCUAUGCUAUUAUUCCAUGGAUAUGUAUAGCCUGAGUAGCAUUUUUCGGAACUUCAUUUUUGUUCAUAUUUUCUUCGGCAACGACGUCCCUUCUUCGAUCU
Nomia melanderi (Alkali bee) is the source of this 1148-nucleotide messenger RNA. RefSeq lists its product as uncharacterized. The record is from RefSeq and is a predicted model, not a curated record. Lineage: Eukaryota; Metazoa; Arthropoda; Insecta; Hymenoptera; Halictidae.